AUGGCCGACCUCGCCGCCACUCCGACCGCUGCGGAAAACAGUCCUGCACCACCAUCGCCGGUGCUGCAGCAUCCGUGGCCUAACCGAUACAAGCCAAUCAUCGGCCACUGCAUCGUGUUCACCAUACCCACUUUUCUUGGCUUCCUGAUGGUCAUCUUUCUGGCGAUACCGGCUCUAAUGCCUCCGGUGUUCGGGCUGGACCCGGGCUCUUCGCUUUCAUCCCUCAAUAUAUCCACCUCCCACGUCACCGCCCGAUGGAACAUCGUUCUCUCCGUCAAGAACCCCAGUAAGCUGAUCGCUGUCGAGUACGCUGACAUGAAGCUCCUCCUGAGCUUCGGAGGCGAACUCAGUCUCUCUCGACCCUCCCGCAUUCCGGCCUUCGAUCAGGGCCCCCGCAGCUCGACAACAGUCCGUGCCGAGGCCCUGUCCACGCUGCCGAUCGUCAAUGACUUGGGCAUGAAGGGCCUGGUGAACUCGUUGAAGGGCGGGGAGGUGAGCAUCAACGUGGUGGCGAAAGCCAAGCGGAGGCUGCACUUGGGUCCGUGCUUGGUGCCCGUGUUCGACGUCUACUUCUCGUGCAUGGGCGUCACCUUUACGGCUCCGAACAGCAGGGAGGGUGGCGGUGAUUGGAUGAUCCUCGGUGGGACCCUACACUGCGAGCCCGACAUAUUUACUCUCCUCUGAGGAUCGAGGCGUCGUGUGGGAGCCCGACACAUAGAUGCGAUAUUUAGCUUUCGAUUGGGAAGCAAGUAGACAAGCAGGUGCAAUAUGGUGUGGCUUCGUGAUGUAUCUUUGUAUCUUCUUCCUCUUUUUAGUUUGAUUCGUGUAGCUCUUCUUGCUUAGAGCUUGCUCAGCUGUGAUCUUUUUGUUAUAAAUUUCGACUCUUGCCAAGAUCAA
Molecule: messenger RNA, 897 nt
Organism: Rhodamnia argentea
Lineage: Eukaryota; Viridiplantae; Streptophyta; Magnoliopsida; Myrtales; Myrtaceae
Exons: 2
Coding region: 1-684 (227 amino acids)
Cellular component (GO): plasma membrane
Source: RefSeq, a predicted model, not a curated record